Molecule: messenger RNA, 1204 nt
Organism: Raphanus sativus (radish)
Lineage: Eukaryota; Viridiplantae; Streptophyta; Magnoliopsida; Brassicales; Brassicaceae
Product: ethylene-responsive transcription factor ERF010
Exons: 1
Coding region: 427-954 (175 amino acids)
Biological process (GO): regulation of DNA-templated transcription
Molecular function (GO): DNA binding; DNA-binding transcription factor activity
Source: RefSeq, a predicted model, not a curated record
CACCACCUCUUCUUCCGCCUAUCCUCUUAAAAAGUUUCUGCUCCAUUAAUAAAACCAACAAUUAACACAGAAGAUACAGCUUUCAUCAUCUGCCCAAUAUUCAUUCCUUUAUUUAUUUAUUUUAUACUUUUAGCUGAUGCUAUAACUACAAAACGAAUCCACGACCACCAAGACAAGUUUUAUCUGCUAAAUCCAACUAAAUACAACUAUCUUCUCUCUUUACUUUUUUUUUCUUUUGUCGGUGAAUUUGGAAUUUUCUCACCGCCAUAUCCACCAUAAUACCCACCUGCAACCUCCCUCUCUUUCUCUCUGCUCCGACAUAUUUAUUCUCUGUCAUCGUCUCUCUCGCUUCAGCAAAUCGGUCAAAUUCUCAAAACCCACCUCGAAAGUCUCUCUCUUUGGAGGGUUUAAGAAUUAAUAUCCUCCAUGGACGGCGGUGGAGUAGCUGACGUGGCAGUGGCCAUGACGACGAGGAAGAGGGAGAGACCUUACAAGGGCAUAAGGAUGAGGAAGUGGGGAAAAUGGGUUGCGGAGAUUCGAGAGCCUAACAAGCGGACAAGGCUUUGGCUCGGCUCUUACUCCACUCCCGAGGCGGCGGCGAGAGCCUACGACACGGCGGUUUUCUACCUCAGAGGACCGACGGCGAGGCUUAACUUCCCUGAGCUUCUCAACGGAGAGAAAUUCUCCGAGGAGGACAUGUCGGGAGAUACUAUUAGGAAAAAAGCGACGGAGGUCGGUGCUCAGGUAGACGCUUUGGGCACGGCGGUGCUAAAUAACCGCCACCGUGUGUUUGGUCAGAGCAGAGAGAGUGAUGAUGAUAGUAGCAAGAGAUAUCAUCGGAAUUAUCAAAACGGUGAGUUGGAAGAGGAUGAUAAGAGUUUGAAAAGUGGCGGCUGGUUAUUGGAACGGGUUGACUUGAAUAAGGUACCCGACCCGGAAAGCUCCGAUGACUAAGACUGGGAAAAGAAAUGAAAAAUUAUAAUAUUUGGAGCGAUGGUUGCUUAAUGCACGCCUGCAAAGAUCAUUAGCGCCGUUUAUGUUUUUUUUUUUGCAUUGUCUAAAAUUUUAGGUUUUGUUUUAGUUAUAAUUGUCUGUAUCUUUUUGUCAUUUAUCAUGGAUUUGCGAUUUAUGAAACUUUAGGCUAUUGCUUAAUAAUGCAAAAUGUAUAUUAUCACUCAUUAAUAAUUUAACGAAAUUCGCCCUA